Molecule: messenger RNA, 1809 nt
Organism: Sordaria macrospora k-hell
Lineage: Eukaryota; Fungi; Ascomycota; Sordariomycetes; Sordariales; Sordariaceae
Source: RefSeq, a predicted model, not a curated record
AUGCAGCUUUGUUGGAGUCAGCCGAACACUUGUGCAGCAAACACAGUUGACGGAUACGUCGCCAUGCCGUCUGGCCCCCCGAUGCUGCCCACCAUGGAAUACGGUCCUCUCCAGCUUACCUCCAGCGGCAGUGCCGACUUUGCCGAAGACAUUUAUGGCAACCAUCUGUACUGGGGGCAAGUUUUUCCUUACGAUGACGAGGGAUCGGUCACCGUCACCGUUACCGGAUCCUCGUACGAUGAUUCACCCUUCGGAACAGCAUACUCGGAUCAGUCCUCGAAUAUCGGGUCACAUCAAGACCUUGCCAUCCCAGAGGCUCUGGACAACCCUGUGCCUGUCGAACUCCAUCCCGCUGAACCUGAUGAGUUGAGGUUGUCAAUGCUCGGUGGAAGCCUCCCGGUGGACCCUCAGCUAUAUGUAACGUCUGAAGAUUUCGACCACGACGUCUCCAUCGACAUCCAAGAUGCAAACGAUACCACGACAUCUGAUAGUACCUCUUCCCAACUCCCUGCCAGUUCUGGCAGCUCACCCUUCCUUCAGGUGCCCGUCAUCAGCAACUCUGCGCGCCCUGGUAAGCGGCGCCGCAUAGUAAAGGACAUUCAAAGCACCAACCGUGUGAGAGAGCUCAAGUCAUGUUCCUCUUGCAAGCUCAAGAAGGUCGGAUGCAGCAGCCCAGGUACCUGUACCAAGUGCGAGGAUGACUGUAAGAAAAUCCGCAGUCGAUACGCUCAACAGAUGUGCAUCCGAGAUCCCCUCACCUCUAUUGUCAAGACCUUGGAACGCUGGACAUCCCCUGAUGUGAAGAACCGUUACUGGCUGGGUACGGACUUCUACGCGCAGCCGGGCAGUAGUGAGCACAUACUGUCUGUCUCGCUGUCGCCUGAUCCGAACAGAGCCCAUUUCACAAUGACUGGCCGCGAGUUCACCAGCCGGAGCCCACGUAGUAUGUACAACCAAGCGAUACGCGUUGACGCGGAUCCAAGUCCGACUCGAGGUGAUCUGGACAUAUUGAAGUGGAUGGAGGAAGAUAUCCAUGCGAGAGGCGGAACGAGCUUUCGAGACCGUCUCGAGAAGUUUUUAUUGGCAUUUUCCGACAAGUUUGAGGGGCUUCCAUGGGGUGAAGCGCACCCCAAGGCUAGACAAGUGCACACGUUGAUGUCGAACGUGGUAAAGAUGGCAUUUACGCAGAGAAUCUGGGCCACCGGAGGAACCCAACCGUUCUUUAACCACAACGCACCGUUCACUCCUCCGUUGAUGCCGGUGCAAGCUUAUUUGUGCUUGCGUGCUGGCGGUGCGAUAUCGACUUUCGAACGAACGGUCCUGAAGGCCAUCCAGGACUUGGUGGAUAAACAAACAAUUCAGAAACACGAGGAACCACUGCUCCAGUCAGCCUUGUUUGUUUCCCUUUGGGGCUCCCUCUGGCUGAUGAUACUGGUGUAUCAUGAUUCACUGACGUCGCUUCGUCGAAUGGCCCCCGCUAAUAUGACGCUCACGGGGAAUGACAGACGAGCAUUUGAAGCGGAUACGGAGCGCUUGAUGCAUGGCAUUGUCGUCGUCUAUUCGGUACUUUUUCGAAACUCAGCGACGGUGGUCAAGUGCCUCAAAAACGCCAGUUCCGAAGUAUUCGGUAACAACAGCGAAGUGUACGACGCCUUUCAGGAAGCUUGGCAAUCCCGCUGUGCCUUUUAUCGUGAUCUGGACAACCAUCCCAAGCGUGGACAGCCCUCCAAUGAAAGGCACCUCUUCUUCAAGCUACACGUCAUUGAGAGAGAGGCAAAACUCUUAACGGCGCGCCGGGGAAGGGCGUAA